CGCGCUCGGCUCCCGGCUCCCGCGUGCCCGCACGUACGUAGCCUUCACGUGUGUGCCGCUAUCGAGUGCAUGUGUGCAGAUGUAGGAAUAUGCUGAAGCCAAUUCGGAGUCGGGCGCCGAGGACAGGACGGAGGGAAGUCACAGGAGUGAACAGGUCAUGGCACGUCUAACAAAACGGCGACAGGCGGACACAAAAGCCAUCCAGCACCUCUGGGCGGCCAUCGAGAUCAUACGGAACCAGAAGCAAAUCGCCAACAUCGACCGCAUUACAAAGUACAUGUCUCGAGUCCACGGUAUGCACCCAAAAGAGACCACGCGUCAGCUGAGCCUGGCUGUGAAAGACGGUCUCGUUGUCGAAACCUUAACAGUAGGCUGCAAAGGCUCAAAAGCUGGUAUUGAGCAGGAGGGAUACUGGUUGCCGGGAGACGAGAUCGACUGGGAAACAGAAAAUCAUGACUGGUAUUGUUUUGAAUGCCAUUUGCCUGGAGAGGUGUUGAUAUGUGACCUGUGUUUUCGUGUGUAUCAUUCCAAGUGUUUGUCUGAUGAGUACAGGCUUAGAGACAGCAGUAGUCACUGGCAGUGCCCAGUAUGCAGGAGCAUCAAGAAGAAAAACACAAACAAACAGGAGAUGAGCACGUACUUGCGGUUCAUUGUCUCCCGCAUGAAGGAGCGGGCCAUAGACCUUAAUAAGAAGGGCAAGGACAACAAGCACCCGAUGUACCGGAGGCUGGUGCACUCGGCGGUGGACGUCCCCACCAUCCAGGAGAAGGUGAACGAGGGGAAGUACCGAAGCUACGAAGAGUUCAAGGCGGAUGCGCAGCUGCUUCUGCACAACACCGUGAUUUUCUACGGAGCAGACAGCGAGCAAGCGGACAUAGCCCGGAUGCUGUACAAGGACACCUGCCACGAGCUGGACGAGCUGCAGCUUUGCAAGAACUGCUUCUACCUCUCCAACGCGCGCCCCGACAACUGGUUCUGCUACCCCUGCAUACCUAACCAUGAACUCGUUUGGGCCAAGAUGAAGGGCUUUGGGUUCUGGCCCGCCAAAGUCCUGCAGAAGGAGGACAACCAGGUGGACGUCCGCUUCUUCGGUCACCAUCACCAACGGGCCUGGAUCCCGUCAGAGAACAUCCAGGACAUCACCGUGAACGUCCACCGGCUGCACGUGAAGCGCAGCAUGGGCUGGAAGAGGGCCUGUGACGAGCUGGAACUGCACCAGCGCUUCCUCCGCGAGGGAAGGUUCUGGAAGUCCAAGAACGAGGACCGGGGGGAGGAGGAGGCGGAGUCCAGCAUCUCGUCCACCAGUAACGAGCAGCUGAAGGUCACACAAGAACCGAGAGCAAAGAAGGGACGACGCAAUCAAAGCGUGGAACCCAAGAAGGAAGAGCCAGAGCCGGAGACGGAAGCCGUGAGUUCCAGCCAGGAGAUCCCCACGAUGCCUCAGCCGAUCGAAAAGGUGUCUGUGUCCACUCAGACCAAGAAGUUAAGUGCCUCCUCCCCACGUAUGCUGCACCGAAGCACGCAGACCAGCGGCGACGGGCUGUGCCAGAGCGUGUGCCACGACAAGUACACCAAGAUCUUCAACGACUUCAAGGAUCGCAUGAAGUCCGACCACAAGCGGGAGACCGAGAGGGUCGUGCGGGAAGCUCUGGAGAAGCUGCGCUCCGAAAUGGAGGAAGAGAAGCGACAGGCGGUCAGUAAAGCGGUGGCCAGUGUGCAGGGCGAGAUGGACAGGAAAUGUAAGCAGGUGAAGGAGAAGUGUAAGGAGGAGUUUGUGGAGGAGAUCAAGAAGUUGGCAGCGCAGCACAAACAGCUCAUUUCGCAGACCAAGAAGAAGCAGUGGUGCUACAACUGUGAGGAGGAGGCCAUGUACCACUGCUGCUGGAACACGUCCUACUGCUCCAUCAAGUGCCAGCAGGAGCACUGGCACGCGGAGCACAAACGCACCUGCCGUCGGAAGAGAUGAAGGCGGGCGUCCCGGGCCGGCGGGUCUCCGCAGACACAGCGGUUUUUGUUUCCAAGAAGCCAAAAUUGUUUAGAAUUUGCUUCCCAUUUUGCACCAGCCUUUAAACACUUUUCGUGAAAAAAUUUUGCACAGUAGUUUAAAUCUUUUGUUAAUGCUCCUCCGGAGUUUUUCAGGGGGUCAAAGUAACAUCAGUGGAGGGUAUUAUUUUAAAUAAAUUUUAAUUGAGAAUUUGUUGCAUUUUCAGCAAAUUUUAAAACAUUUUUAGGUUUUACAGAGAUUUUAACCUUUAAACAACAGAUCUUUAAAAAACAACAGGUGAAUACAAGCGAGUUUAACAGAGACACAUUUAAAAUAGAUCUGAAUGUAAGAACUACAGAACUGUUUCAGAAUAAAACAUACUACCUUGAUGUGAAAUUUAUUUCUUAACCUUGUUGAGCUGGUUUUGUUCAGCUUAAUUUACUGUUUAAAGGCAUUAUCUGUUGGUUAUGCCAGUGGGUAUAUGAUUGAAUUUAGGGAACAGGGUUGACACGGCAGGUGCUAGUCCUGCGUAUUUUUUCUUAAAUAUUUCCCAAUUGUGUUUUUCAUUAUUUCUUUUCAAUAUAUAACUUUUAUAACAAAUUAUUAGCUUUGAUCUUGUAGUUUAAAAUUGCAGGGAACUGGGGUAAUCUUUUACUGAGCUGGAUCUUAGAGAAAAUGAAUAUUUAAAUUUUAAAGUUUGCACAUUUCAUCUUUGUCCUAACAUGAGUGCUUGUAACAAGAUAAACAAAAAAUAAAAAGCCAAAAACUACCUUUCUCCACCCAUGGAAUUACAGAUGAGGCAUACAAAUUUCUUUAAUGCUUCCCUUCCCUCCCCAGGUAUCGUCUGAUUGCCUGUUAUCUGGUGUCACCGCGUACAUUGUAAAUUAAUACUGAAGGGAAAGAAAGCACUUACGUUUCACAGAGGCCGUUAUGUUUGUAGUAAUGGGUCACUGCCCACUAAUGAACUCCAUCACUGUACACAGAAUGAAGAAUAAUGCAUGUUAAUUUUCUUGUAUUAAAGAUGCCGUGAUUUGUAAAAAGUCUGUAUUUUGCGGAAUGUCUGGAUUAAGAAGCAUUACCAAUAGGAAUGGAUCGAUAGUUGAAUAAGGAUUUUUUUAUACAUAGAUAUAUAAAAUUCAGCCCGGAAAACUUAAAUUACCUUUUUUAAAAAGAAAAGUCUCACCGUUGGUUUUUUUCCACGACUGAUCUUAGACCAAGUCAAAUUCCCAUUUAUCAUUUAGUUAUUUUUAAAGGUUAGAGAAAUAAUUUGUAAAUAUUUAUUUAGUCCUUUGAUAUUUAUUAAAGCGAUUACACACCACGCAAGUGAAAGAGUCCGGAGGAAAACCUUUUAAAAAGUUUUCUCCAGGUUUGUCAGGGUCACUCUAAAGAUGGAAAAGGAACGAAUCUUCUGUGACAUAACCCUCCGUCCCGGCCUGACGCUGUCCGGGCACCGACGCGAGUCCGUCGACAGGCUGCUGUCCAGCGGCGUCUCGUCCCCCGUCGCUGUGCGGCCGUCCGCGUCGCCGGGGGCCGCGGUCCGACUGACACCUUGUAACCGAGAACGCUUACCUUCUCUGUUUUUCAAGUUUGAAAACUUCGAUCCACCCCUAUGAGAGCAAGUUAUUGUGGAAAUAUUUUUGGUGUAAAAUCAUUCCAGAGUAUGUACUAUUUAACUGAUAGCUGCAUGAAAGUAAGAUUCGUGUUCCUUUGGCUUUUUUUGUCUCCGUUGACACGGUUGCACAUUUCCAAGUUACUACAGUGUGAAAACUGUGUGUUAAAAAAAAAAAAAAAAACAAAAUUAAAAAAAAGAUUGUGGCCUGGUUUUGUAAAAGUUUUAGGUAAAAUUACAA
This is a messenger RNA of Lutra lutra (Eurasian river otter), 3834 nucleotides long. It is a transcript of the gene ZMYND11, whose product is annotated as zinc finger MYND-type containing 11. Gene Ontology annotation, biological process: regulation of transcription elongation by RNA polymerase II. Gene Ontology annotation, molecular function: protein binding; transcription corepressor activity; DNA binding. NCBI's taxonomy places the organism in Eukaryota, Metazoa, Chordata, Mammalia, Carnivora, Mustelidae. The record is from RefSeq and is a predicted model, not a curated record. The transcript has 15 exons. Bases 158 to 1966 code for a protein of 602 amino acids.